Messenger RNA from Xyrauchen texanus (razorback sucker), 1200 nucleotides. RefSeq lists its product as uncharacterized. Bases 1 to 1200 code for a protein of 399 amino acids. NCBI's taxonomy places the organism in Eukaryota, Metazoa, Chordata, Actinopteri, Cypriniformes, Catostomidae. The record is from RefSeq and is a predicted model, not a curated record. The transcript is spliced from 8 exons.
AUGAUUUGGAAAGGCAAGGAAACUGUGUUGCUGGUUGUGCUGCAAAACAACAAUUGGUUCCCAGAGAUGAAACAGCUGUUGGAUGCUCACAUGGGAAAUUCCAUUGUGGAGGGAUCUGCUCUCACAAAGAAUUUAGCAUUAAAAGGACAGGCUACACAUUCAUCCCUAUAUUAUCAUUGGGCAGCAGAAAAAGCCAUCGAUACUGUACGAUAUGCCCCAGGUGAAGCCACAUUCUGCUCCAUUGCAAAUUAUGGAAUUAGCCCAUGGUGGAGGUUGGAUCUUUUGGGUAAAUAUAAUGUUAGCACAGUGGUCAUCACUAGCAGAGCAGACUGCUGUCCUGAACAAAUAAUUGGAGCAGAGAUUCGCAUUGGAAACUCCCUGGAGAACAACGGCAACAACAAUCCCAGAUGUGCUGUAAUUCCUACUAUUAAAGCAGGUGCCUCUGUUAGUUUCUCAUGUGGAAUGGAGGGUCGUUAUGUGAAUGUGUUUAUGUCUGGACUUCAGUCUUAUCUCACACUGUGCGAGGUAGAAGUCUAUGGAUCAGAGAACUUGGCCUUAAGAGGUCAUGCUACACAGUCAUCCUUAUAUUACCACAGACCAGCAGAAAAAGCCAUAGAUGGUGUAAGAAAGGCCCCGGGCUCAGCCACAUCCUGCUCCAUGACAGAAAAUGAUAUUAGCCCAUGGUGGAGGUUGGAUCUUCUGGAUAAUUAUUUAGUUAGCACAGUGGUCAUUACUAACAGAGCAGACUGCUGUCCUGAUCAAAUCAAUGGAGCAGAGAUUCGCAUUGGAAACUCCCUAGAAAACAACGGCAACAACAAUCCGAGAUGUGCUGUAAUUCCUAGUAUUGCAGCAGGUGCUUCUGCCAGUUACUCAUGUAGUGGAAUGGAGGGCCGUUAUGUGAAUGUGUUUAUUCCUGGACAUCAGACUUAUCUCACUCUGUGUGAAGUAGAAGUCUAUGGAACAGGAUACAGGAGAAAAACUUUCCUAAAUAUGCAAUUUCUCUCCAGUGCAGAUGCAGCAAUAAUGAGUGACCAAAUUCUGAAGCAGCUGCAGUCUGCACUGGCAUUACGAGGGCUCUCUGAUGUUAAACUAUGCUGGACUCAACCACCAAAAAAGAGGACAGUAAAACAGCAUGUGACAGAAGGGACUUACCUAUCCAACUGGGUUAUUGACACCAUGGCUUUGGCCUAUCACACCUAG